AUGGAUUCCGUCAAGAACGCUGCCAACUUCGUCGGUGACAAGGUCAACGAGGCCACCUCCGGUGCUUCCAAGGAGGCCAACAAGAACGUCGCCAAAGACUCUGACGCGUCUCUGGGAACUCGUGCCUCUGCUGCGAAGGAUGCUGCCGGUGACAAACUUGACGAGAGCAAGAGCUCUGCUUCUGCCGAGGGCAACAAGCAGGCUGCUACUCACUAA
Messenger RNA from Capronia epimyces CBS 606.96, 216 nucleotides. Its product is annotated as glucose-repressible protein. The record is from RefSeq and is a predicted model, not a curated record. NCBI's taxonomy places the organism in Eukaryota, Fungi, Ascomycota, Eurotiomycetes, Chaetothyriales, Herpotrichiellaceae. The transcript is spliced from 3 exons. The coding region runs from base 1 to 216 and encodes 71 amino acids.